This is a messenger RNA of Vitrella brassicaformis, 879 nucleotides long. The record is from the annotation of a GenBank genome assembly. Lineage: Eukaryota; Vitrellaceae.
UCAUAAGCUGAGAAACCCACACACAUACAGAUACAUGAACGCAUAGAUAUUGUCGGAUUGUGCAUGUGCGUGGCCGCUGUCAAUGAAGCUCUCAGUCUCCUUGAUUGGCUGGAGGAAGCCGGUGCCGAGAACGCCCCGUCUCGGCUUCUGGAUCUUGGGGACAGGAGAUGUCUCGUUGGAGUCGGUGGCCGCUGUCUCAUUCAAAGCUGCUGUGGAGGCAACGGGGCCUUUCAGCUGCAUGAAAUCAUCAAGAAGAGAGAACACCCGCCAUUUGCCUGCUCUUCCUCCUGCGCACCAUUGUCUUGAGGGCUCGUUGGUUCUCAGGUUGCUUCAGAGAGGAGAGAGCAGUGCUGAUUCCACCAAAUGGUGUGAUGCGGGCUUCGGAUGGGCGGCGGUCGUCCUCUAUGUAGCCCUCCUUAGUGCCGACGGGCAAGGCAUCGCGAGGCUCGGGAACCUUGUCCGAUAUCUUGCUGUCAUCAUCAUAAUCGGUGGACUUGGCGGCGACAUCAUCACCUUCAGAGGUGCUGUCAGCUGCGGUAGUGUUUGCAGUGUCGGCACUCUCGGCCAGCCCUGCAGCAGUGUCGUUCAGGGCCUCGUCAGCUGCCGCACUGGGGCCCUGCAUGAUUGGACACACACAGGCACAGACACGCACACACACCGGGAAAUGGGGACCAUUGCAAAACAAUCUGUGAGCUGUGCACCUCCUUCGGCUGAAGCACAACUGCGUGUGAACGCCCCGCGCGUGCCACGCGGAAUGCAGCGGAGGCCAAUGUCGCCAGGAGGACGAUGAGGCGCAUGGAGAAGGGCACCUUCAUCUGCCGAUGACGGACGGAGAGAAUACGGCUCGUUAGAUUUCGAGGAAAGGGGCAGAGGGGAGAG